This is a messenger RNA of Stegostoma tigrinum, 3912 nucleotides long. It is a transcript of the gene zdhhc2, whose product is annotated as zinc finger DHHC-type palmitoyltransferase 2. The record is from RefSeq and is a predicted model, not a curated record. Gene Ontology annotation, cellular component: Golgi apparatus; endoplasmic reticulum. Gene Ontology annotation, biological process: peptidyl-L-cysteine S-palmitoylation; protein targeting to membrane. The transcript is spliced from 14 exons. NCBI's taxonomy places the organism in Eukaryota, Metazoa, Chordata, Chondrichthyes, Orectolobiformes, Stegostomatidae. Bases 196 to 1248 code for a protein of 350 amino acids. Gene Ontology annotation, molecular function: protein-cysteine S-palmitoyltransferase activity.
AAUAUAGGAAUGGACCGGGAAGAAGCCAUUGAGAGAUUAAUGGACAAGUGAGGCAUUUCAGUAGGCUGCAUUUGGGAGUUAUAGCAACCAGUGUAACCCAGGGAAGAGAGGGUGUUGGCUAAGCAGCAGUCUGCGAGACAGAAGAGACAAUUUGAAGUUUAUGGAGGAUGAGAAGCUAGCAAGAAGAGCGUAGGGAUGUUCGUGUCUGAUGAAGAUGUGUACCAGUCUCGGAUUCUGUCUAUGAAAAAUAUUGAUGAAAAAGUUGUCUGCCUCGUAUUCUACCAUUUGUUUUUCAUCAUGUUCGUGUGGUCAUACUGGAAAACCAUCUUUACAAAGCCAAUGAAUCCGAGUAAGGAGUUCCAUCUGUCAUAUACAGACCGAGAACAAAUUGAACGUGAGGAUCGAGGUGAAGGUCAACAGGAAGUCCUUAGACGAAUGGCUAAAGAGUUACCUAUUUACACAAGAACACUAUCUGGAGCGAUUCGGUACUGUGACAGAUGUCAACUUGUGAAGCCAGAUCGCUGUCACCACUGCUCAGUCUGUGACAAGUGCAUUUUGAAGAUGGACCAUCAUUGUCCUUGGGUGAACAAUUGUGUUGGAUUCUCCAAUUACAAGUUUUUUUUCCUUUUCUUGGCUUACUCUUUGCUUUACUGCGUAUUUAUUGCUGCCACUGAUCUGCAGUACUUUAUCAAGUUUUGGAUGGAUGAAAUUCCAAUUAAGCGGCUGAAGGAAUAUUGGAAUGGGCUGCCAGACACCCAAGCUAAGUUCCACAUCAUGUUCCUGUUCUUUGCAGCUGCAAUGUUUUCCAUCAGCCUGUCCUCCCUGUUUGGAUAUCAUUGCUGGUUAGUCAGUAAAAACAGGUCUACCCUUGAGGCCUUCAGAGCACCUGUGUUUCGACAAGGUCCUGACAAGAAUGGAUUUAGCUUAGGAUGCAGCAAAAAUAUGAAGCAAGUAUUUGGAGAUGAGAAGAAAUACUGGUUGCUACCCAUCUUUACAAGUCUAGGUGACGGUUGUUCCUUUCCAACGUGCUUAGUGAAUCAGGAUCCAGAGCAGCCAUCCACUCCAUCUGCUCAGAACAUAUCUGCCAAAAAUAUUACUGAAGCACAUCCAUUUCCUGCAAAACCUUUACGAGAAUCCCAGAACCAUUUACUGGGUAGUGGCCAAACAUGGUCUGAGGGAGCUUCUGAUGAUGAGAAAGGCAAGCUUGGUAUGAGUAAUCCUGUCAUGGUUAUAGAGAAUGAGACCUAGGUACAUUUCAAGCAAAGCUGUAACAGCUGGCAAAUCCCUAGGUGCAGCUGCUUAUGGAGGAAAUUCUGGGAAGAAGCAUUCUCCAAGAUCCCAAUCUUCACCUGCCCACCAUCCCUGUCAGAUGUCUGUGCCUGUGUGGGUAUGCUCCAAAGGAAAUAUUCCCGUGACCAAUUGGCUUUCCUACAAUCACUGCUUAACACAUACACCAUAUUGGUCCAGUCGCUCUUAAAUGUACAACGGGAAUUCUAUUCUGAAUGUAUUGCUUAACAAAACAUGCUUAAACAUUUAUAGCAAGGAUAAUUGGCAUUGCGGCAGGGCAAGCUAUGAGGUUUCUGAAAAAAAGUGGCACUUUGCCCAUCGAAACUGUGUGAAAAUGAGACUGGUUGUAUCAUUGUUCAUUACAUUACAUACUAUUGUUUUGAUUUCUUGAUCAAAUCAUACAUGUACAAAGGCACAUUCUUUGGGAGCAAUACAUAUGAUAACAUUUUGAGUCUUAACGGAAAUUAACUGCUUUCUUUAACAGGCAAUGUUAAAGAUUUUGUAAAAAGUAGAGAAUUUAAGUUUAAAUAUUAAGCAGUGAUAUCUGAGAAAAAUAGAAGAGAUAUCAUGAACAUGCCUUUCAUUUAUACACAUAUUGAAUUUUUUUUCAAAGAUUUGUGGCAAGAAUACAAUAUUUUGGGUAUUGCUUCCUGAAUGUCUUCUGAGGAAGAUAAUUUACAAUUUUGCCACAGCUUCUUGCAGUAGUUAGCUACAGGGCUAGAGUGCUGCAGAGGGAAAAUGUACAGCCAUUUGAAAAAGAUAUUGUAGACUUGCAGUGUUCUGUAUGCUUUAUUUGUAAUGUCAGCUUGCAUUGUCCAAAUGUGGCAUUCAAUCCUUUUCAGUUUAUUUGUGUAGACACAAACUGGUUCCAUAAAAAAAAAGCCAGUGGCCAGUUUUUGGGGAACAAAACUUCCCCUCCUCCUGCUAUAAAAGUUAUUAAGUCAGUAUGAAAAAUUCAUCUGUACCAUUAUAAAACUGUCUCCUAACAGAAUGAACAAAGUGAAUGAUGCAUGCAAAGACUGCUUUGCUGCAUUUGCGCAUUAUUUUGGAUAAUUGAUAUGAAGUGCAAUUUUCGUGGUCAACACAAAGUGAUUUAAAAUAUCAAACACACAUUUUGUUGAAGAAUUGAGUAGAGAAAGCACAAAUUGCCCCCUCACAGUGCCUUCAUUUAAUGUUGAGCUCAGUGUAAGCAAUUUGAAAUGAAUUAUCAGAAUAGCUAGUUAUUGGAUCUUGAUAUAGUUUGGCAAUGUCCCAUUAGCAGUUCAAAAGUUAAGCAUCUAUUAUUUUCUUUCCAACUUGAUACAUAAGUAAAUUUGAACAAUUGCUGAGAUAACUAGGAUGAAAGCCUUUCACUGUACAAUGAAAGUUAGAAUUCUGUGACAGUGAUUUCUAUUUAGGUUUUGCCGAAGGUGCACAUAUGUCUGGCUACUUAUUUUCAAACAAAAUACAGGCAGCCCUCUUUUAAGUCUAUUUUAAAAUAUGCCAGUAAACAAAAUUGUACUCAUUCAUUGUUACUAUAGCACAUUCACAUGGAUUGAUAUAAAAUUAGUAGUAGUUUUGAGGGUUGUGAACUGCUGGAUUUUAAAUAAAGGCAGAAAUGCUGAUCUCAGUGGACAGGAUGAGUAAUGUUGGUACUAUUCCAUUAGAAUAAAUUAAUUGCCAAAUUAGUUUCUGUUGGGGCAUUAUGCUGAGAUAUUUCUUUGAAAAAUGGUGUAGGAUUUCAGAUUGUAUCACUGACACCAGUUCUUUAAAAUGAAUGACAUUACUAUAAAAAUGGAACAAAAUAUUGGUCGAUGACUCAACAAAAGUCAAAAUAUAUUAUCAAUAAGUAUCGUAGAAGCUGUAAUAUGAACUGUUCCCUUAAAACAUUGCUAUUUCAGUUGUGAAUGUUACAUGCAAUUGUAGGUACUGGAGGGAUCCUUAUUCUGUAUAAGCUUGAAAACCCUAAAAGUUCAGUUGGAAUCUCAGCCUUGGAAAGUAUUGAAGAAUAUCCAACUGGGGAGAUGAUGGCUUAGUGGUAUUGUCCUUGGACUAUUAAUCUGGAGACCCUGAAAAUGUUCCGUGGACCUGGAUUCAAUACCCACCGUGGCAGAUAGCGGAAUUUGAAUUCAAUUCGAGUAAAAUCUGGAAUUAGAAGUCUAAUGAUGAUCAGAAAUCUUUUGUCAAUUGUUGGGAAAAAUCCACCUGGUUCACUAACUUCUUUAAGAAAACUGCCAUUCUUAUCUGAUCUGGUUUACACGUGACUCCAGAACCACAGCAAUGUGAUUGACUCUUAACUACUCUCUUGCAAUGAGGGAUGGGCAAUAAAUGCCGGCCUGGUCAGUGAUGCCCUCAUCCUGUGAAUGAUUUUUUUUAAAAUGUAGAGUAUUACGAUGCUAGCUGAUGUCCUUCCAAUACAGAUCAGGUCCCAGACUAAAAUCUGGUCUGAUGGUUAUGUUCUUUCUUUUGGUUUUAUCAAGUUGGUCUUUCAUUGAAACACAAACUCACAACGCUGCAGAUUUGGAUGUAACCUAAAACAGGAGUUUAUUACGCAAAAUAAACAAAGACAAGGCACAGAAAAACAAAGGUAGUAGGAACUGCCGAUACUGGAGAAUCUGAGAAUAACAAGGUUUGGAGCUGGAUGAA